AUGCCUGGUUUUCUACUUUCCAAUGUGCGCUCCUUACGCUACAAGUGCGAUGAGCUGUACAGUAUAGCUGUGAAUAAUAACUCAGCAGUUAUUGCUGUAUCCGAGACCUGGCUAAAUGCUGAUAUCCCAGACUCAACUGUUACUCUGCCUGGAUAUACAAUACCUCGGCGGGAUCGUGAGGGCUGUGGGGGAGGAGGAGUCGCUUUGUAUGUCGAUGAAAACAUCACUCAGAUUCGACUGACUCAUGUAGAAGAAGACAAACAUGAAGCAUUGUGGGUCUGGUUACGUCCCAGUCGUCUUCCUCGAGGGUUAAGUUGUAUUAUUGCUGCUGUGCUCUAUAUUCCUCCGCAAUCUUCAACAACAGCACAACCUGACACACUAAUCACUCAGUACCUGGAUCGUUGCCUUAGGAAUAUUGAAUGCAACUACCAACAGGCCGCAAUUGUCAUACUCGGUGAUACAAAUGAGUACAAGUCUGAAACCAUCUGCAGCAGACAUGGUCUGAAACAAAUAGUGGCUGGAGCAACAAGAAAGACCAGUCAAUUAGACUCAAUCUUUACUAACAUUUCCUCCAUGUUUGAGUCACCAGAGCAUUUGCCUGUUCCUGUUGGCUCCUCUGACCAUGAGACUAUCCUACUAAAUGCUGGAAACUGGCCCAUCAAGCCUAUCCAUGAGAACGAAGAGUACCAUAAGCAUCUGAACGAGGACAGCCUGAUGCACACGCCCGAGUUUGUGAUCAAGCCACGAUCGCACACUGUUUGGGAGAAACAGUGUGUGCGGCUGCACUGUACCAUCUCAGGAUGGCCUGAAUCACGCAAACAGUGUGUGCGGCUGCACUGUACCAUCUCAGGAUGGCCUGAACCACGCGUCGUGUGGUACAAGAACAAUGUUAGCAUUGAUCCAAUGGCUAAGCCGGGGAAGUAUAAAGUGGAGAGCAGCUACAGCGUCCACUCUCUGGAGAUUAACAAGUGUGACUUUGAUGACACAGCACAGUAUCGUGUGUCAGCCAUGAACAGCAAGGGCGAGGCCUCUGCUUUUGCUUCUGUUGUCGUCAAAAGAUUGAAAGGAGAAGUUGAGGAGUCUCUGCCAUCUCCCAGACUCCCACCUUGUCUGGACUACGGAGUGAAAUUCGAGACGAACAUUGUGGAGAAGUUUGGUGUGUCUUUCGGUCGUGAGGGUGAGACGCUGAGUUUUGGCUGCUCUGUUAUCAUCUAUCCUUCACUGCAGCGCUUCCAGCCUGAGAUAGAGUGGUACAGAGAUGAUAAACUGCUGCUGCCAUCAAAAUGGGUUCAGAUGCACUGGAGCGGCGACCGAGCGACUCUUACUCUCUCACACCUCAACAAGGAGGAUGAAGGACUCUACACUCUUCGUGUCAUCACCAAAUCUGGCUUUGAGACUCAUUCAGCGUACGUCUUUGUCAGAGAUGCUGAUGCGGAGGUUGCAGGCGCUCCUGGUGCUCCUUUAGAUGUUCAUAGUCUGGAUGCUAACAAGGAUUAUGUGAUCGUUAGCUGGAAACAGCCUGCUGUCGAUGGAGGAAGUCCCAUUCUGGGCUACUUUGUUGACAGGUGUGAAGUUGGUACGACACACUGGUCGCAAUGCAAUGACACUCCGGUGAAGUUUGCACGCUUCCCUGUAACGGGUCUGGUGGAAGGACGAAGCUAUGUGUUUCGAGUGCGUGCGGUGAACAAGGCAGGCCUGAGCCAUCCAUCCCGUGUGGCUGAACCAGUAGCUGCUAUGGACCCUUCAGACCGCACUAGAAAAGGAACCUCUGCUCCUUGGACUGGACAAAUCAUUGUGACUGAGGAGGAGCCUGUGGAUGGAGUGGUUCCCAGCAGACCUUGUGAUCUCUCAGUCAUUGAAGCCACUAAAAACUAUGUGGUGUUGAGCUGGAAGCCUCCAGGGGACAAGGGCCACCAAGGGGUUAUGUAUUACGUGGAGAAGUGUGUGUCUGGCACAGAAAGCUGGCAGCGAGUCAACACUGAAAUCCCCGUCAGAUCUCCACGUUUCGCUCUUUUUGAUCUGGCCGAGGGAAAAUCUUACCGCUUCCGCGUUCGCUGCUGCAACUCAGCCGGUGUUGGUGAACCAUCCGAACCGACCGAAGCCACCACGGUUGGGGACAAGCUGGAUAUCCCAUCAGCCCCGGGCCGUGUGGUUCCCACCCGUAAUACAGACACAUCUGUGGUGGUUUCAUGGGAAGCGUCACGUGACGCUAAAGAGCUGGUGGGCUACUACAUUGAGAGCAGCAUUGCUGGGAGCAAUGCUUGGGAGCCAUGCAACAACAAACCAGUUAAAGGCACAAGAUUUAUCUGUCAUGGCUUGACUACAGGCGAGAGUUAUGUUUUCCGGGUAAGAGCAGUCAAUGCUGCGGGAAUCAGUGAAUUCUCACAAGAAUCAGAAGCCAUUACAGUUAAAGCUGCUAUUGCUUCACCCACUCCACCCUAUGGCAUCACUGUGCUGGAGUGUGUGCGGGACUCGAUGGUAUUAGCCUGGAAACAGCCCACUUUCAUCGGCGGCGCUGACAUCACUGGUUACUUCGUAGAUUACCGUGAGGUCAUCGGUGGAGUCCCAGGAAAAUGGCAUGAGGCGAAUAUUAAGUCUGUCAGUGACAGAGCUUACAGAGUUUCAGAGCUUAAGGAAAACAUGCUGUACCAGUUCCAGGUACGUGCUGCCAACAUGGCUGGUGUGGGCAUCCCAUCUCUUCCUAGCGAGACAUUCAAGUGUGAGGAGUGGACUAUUGCUGUACCAGGACCACCCCAUGACCUCCAAGUGCAGGAGGUGCGUAAGGACUAUCUGGUCUUGCUCUGGAAAGCACCUGUCUAUCAGGGUCGUGAUCCUGUCAAUGGAUUCUACAUUGAUAUCAAAGAGGCUGACGCAGACUUUGAGAUGUGGAGAGGAGUCAAUGAGAAAGCUACUGACAAGACAUUCAUGAAGAUCAAGGAUCUGAAGGAGGGGGAAUCGUAUGUUUUCCGUGUGCGUGCUCAGAACAAGGCUGGUGUAGGGAAAGCAUCAGAUCCAACAGAACCAGUUGAGGCAGUGACUAAACCAGGUACGGCUGAGAUAGUUGUGAAUGUUGACGAUGAUGGUGUCAUUUCACUGAAUUUUGAAUGCUCUAAUCUCACCGCUGACUCCAAAUUCAUCUGGUCCAAGAACUACAUGGAAAUGACAGAACCUGAACGCAUGACCUUAGAGACUAAGGGUAACAAAUCCAAAGCCAUCUUUAAAACACCUUCAGAAGAAGAUCUGGGCAUCUACUCUUGUUUCGUGACACACACUGAUGGAGCUUCUGCCAGCCACACACUCUCUGAGGAAACUCUAAAAGAACUUCUGAAGGUCAGCCAUGACCACAAAUUCCCCAUCAUCCCUCUGAAGACAGAGCUGGCCGUGGAGCUGCUGGAGAAGGGCAGGGUUCGCUUCUGGUUGCAGGCUGAGAAAAUCUCUGCCAAUGGAAAAGUUGAAUACGUGUUCAAUGACAAUGUGAUCCACCAGGGAGAGAAAUACAAGAUGAACUUUGACAGAAAUACUGGCGUCAUUGAGAUGUUCAUGGAGUCUCUGGGCAAAGAAGACGAGGGAACGUUAACUUUCCAGCUUCAAGACGGCAAAGCCACCAACCAGUCCAGUCUAGUGCUGAUCGGAGAUGUAUUUAAGCAGUUACAGAAGGAAUCAGAGUUCCAGAAAAAAGAAUGGAUUAGGAAACAAGGUCCACACUUCGUGGAGUAUCUCGGUUAUGAAGUCACACCUGAGUGCUGUGUGAGACUGAAGUGUAAGGUUGCUAAUAUGAAGAAAGACUCUGUGGCGCUGUGGUAUAAGGAUGGACGAGAGAUCAAGGCCAAUGAGAAACUGGAUUCCUCUGAAGGAGUGUUGACUCUGGAGAUCGCUCAGAUCUCCAGAAAGGAUGCUGGUAUAUAUGAAGUAGUUCUGAAGGAUGACAGAGGCAAAGACACCUCCACCCUCAACCUCACAGACCAAGGAUUCAAAGACAUGAUGAACCAGGUUUUCAGUGUCAUAGCGAACUCCUCCACACCACUGAAGAUCCAGAGCACAGAGGAGGGAAUCAGGCUUUACUCCUUCGUCAGCUACUACAACGACGAGCUGCAUGUCACCUGGCAUCACAAGGAUGCUGCCAUUGCAUUCACCGAGCGCAUUAAGAGCGGAGUGGUGGGAGAGCAGCUGUGGCUGCAGAUCUCUGAACCCACAGAGAAAGAUAAAGGCAAAUACGCCAUUGAGUUCUUCGAUGGGAAUAGAGGCUUGCGCAGAACUGUGGAACUGGCUGGACAAGCAUUUGACGAUGCGUUUGCUGAAUUUCAAAGACUCAAGGCUGCAGCAAUUGCAGAGAGAAAUCGUGCGCGUGUGGCAGGUGGUCUGCCUGAUGUUGUGACCAUCCAAGGGGGCAAGUCUUUGAACCUGACCUGCAAUAUCUGGGGCGACCCUGUACCCGAGGUCACCUGGCUAAAGAACGAGCGUGAGAUGGUUUCCAACGAUCAUUACGUUCUGAAGUUUGAGUCGGGCAAGUUUGCCAGUUUCACCAUCACCAGCGUCAAUACGUCUGACUCCGGCAAGUACAGCAUCCUGGUAAAGAACAAGUACGGUACGGAGAGCGGCGACUUCACCGUAAGUGUCUUCCUGCCAGACGAGGAACCCGGCAAGAAAAAAUAAAACAAAGCAAAAAGAAA
Messenger RNA from Carassius carassius (crucian carp), 4670 nucleotides. RefSeq names its product M-protein, striated muscle-like. The transcript is spliced from 35 exons. Gene Ontology annotation, molecular function: protein binding. Lineage: Eukaryota; Metazoa; Chordata; Actinopteri; Cypriniformes; Cyprinidae. The record is from RefSeq and is a predicted model, not a curated record. The coding region runs from base 1 to 4653 and encodes 1550 amino acids.